This is a messenger RNA of Saccharomycodes ludwigii, 1128 nucleotides long. It is a transcript of the gene SET6, whose product is annotated as Set6p. The record is from RefSeq and is a predicted model, not a curated record. The transcript has a single exon. Gene Ontology annotation, molecular function: protein binding. Bases 1 to 1128 code for a protein of 375 amino acids. Gene Ontology annotation, cellular component: nucleus. NCBI's taxonomy places the organism in Eukaryota, Fungi, Ascomycota, Saccharomycetes, Saccharomycodales, Saccharomycodaceae.
AUGACGGUUACUCCAGAAAUUUUGCCUAUUUCUACUUAUUUUGAUAUAAAACAAACUAGUUAUGGGGGUCGUGCAGUAUUUGCAAAUAAAGAAAUUUGUAAGGAUACCAAAGUUUUGGUAUGCGAUCACCCAUUAUCUAGCUUUAUAAGUUAUCCUUUUAGAAAGGAGGUAUGCUGUUAUUGUUUCCAUUAUAACAAUGGAAAAACUUUGAAAUUUAAAAUACCCGAGGCAGAGUUAUGGUUUUGUUCUCAAAAUUGCCUGAUGAGCUUUAAUAAUAUACAAUUUGUUGAUAUAUUAAUUGAUAGUUUUUCAAAAUUAUCGCAGAGAUUUCAACAAUGCAAAAAACGUUUAAACUCAUCUAAUUUUGAUGAACAACAACUUAAUCUAAGUGAUAAAACCGAUGAUGAAAUUCAAGAUUUUAUUGAAGCUAAUUGGAAGAAUAUAAACAAUAUAUGGAUUCCAUCUGUUUCCAACCAUGAUACCAAUUCAGGUACAAAUAUUAUCCAUGUUAAAAAUAAGGCCAACAAAGUAAAUAAUCAACAACAAAAGAAUUUAAGUAAAUGCCCACUGAUCAACGAAGAAGAAUUCACUGAGUCUCGAUUCAUUACACAACUUUUAUUUCACAUGCAAAUAUGUAAUGAAAAUCUGCAUCGGGAGGUAUUUACAAAUUUGCAAUCUAACGAAUUAGAAAUGAUCAAAAGAUUUCCCCCCCUGUUAUUUUCACAAAUUAAAAUAUUUCAAAACUUGUAUAUAAUAUUACCCACUGAAUUGCAAAAAUUUCUAAAUACUGCCACAUUUCGCCAAAUUUUGGGUUCAGAAUAUGCUAAUGCAUUUGGUAUUUGGGAAUUGAGCGAUGCCGACCAGGAUUCCAGAGAAUUAUUUGGCAGUGGCCUAUAUGCUGAGGCUUCAUUUUUCAAUAAUUCAUGUCAACCAAAUUUGGUUAAAACCAGAAAUGGUCAUCAAAUGUUUUUUAAAGUAAUUAAAGAUAUUGAAGCGGGCGAGGAGCUGUGUAUCAAUUAUGGUAAUAAUACAGCCAUGGAUAUUUCUGAACGCCAGAAAUAUUUAUUUGAGAACUGGUUCUUCCAUUGUGCUUGCACAAAGUGUAAGACAGAGUGUUUAAAGCUGUAA